Messenger RNA from Necator americanus (New World hookworm), 300 nucleotides. RefSeq lists its product as uncharacterized. NCBI's taxonomy places the organism in Eukaryota, Metazoa, Nematoda, Chromadorea, Rhabditida, Ancylostomatidae. The transcript has a single exon. The record is from RefSeq and is a predicted model, not a curated record. The coding region runs from base 1 to 300 and encodes 99 amino acids.
AUGGCUGCUCUCCGAACCCCAGAUGGAACAACUACAGUAUCGAGAAGAGGGAUGGAGAAAGUCAUUCACGACUUCUACUCAGGUCUCUUCGACAGUCACGUCCACUUGCCUCCUCACCACAUGAGGGAAGAUGGACAUGUCUUUCCAAAGGUCCUCCCUUCCGAAGUCCGACAUGCCAUCAUGUCGGUGAAGAAUCGUACUUCAUCCAGUCUUGACAGAAUCAAGCCUGAACAUCUGAAAUACCUACCGCCAGUCCUCAUCAACACACUGGCGAGGCUCUUCACUCGUUAUCUGUCGUAA